This is a messenger RNA of Vombatus ursinus (common wombat), 4352 nucleotides long. It is a transcript of the gene SLC5A3, whose product is annotated as solute carrier family 5 member 3. Lineage: Eukaryota; Metazoa; Chordata; Mammalia; Diprotodontia; Vombatidae. Gene Ontology annotation, molecular function: D-glucose:sodium symporter activity. The record is from RefSeq and is a predicted model, not a curated record. The transcript has 2 exons. Bases 412 to 2565 code for a protein of 717 amino acids. Gene Ontology annotation, biological process: transmembrane transport; inositol metabolic process; myo-inositol transport. Gene Ontology annotation, cellular component: plasma membrane.
GGAGCCCGUGCCCGCGAGCUCCGGCAUGCCUCGAUACGAGCUGGCUUUGAUCCUAAAAGCCAUGCAGCGGGGUUGGUACAGUAGGCCUCACUAGACUUAGCUGCAACUCAGAAUUUCUCCUCCAACAACUGAGUAAAUGCUGAUGGUCUUUGUGGAAUGUGGAUAAAAAGUUCGGGCUAAGUUCUCAAAAUUCCAAUUAAGAAGCGGAGAAAAAUUUUAAAAACUGUCUCCUUCAAAGUUUGUCACAACCAGCACCAUCAAGACAGCAAAUCAAAGGACAAAGACUUUGACCUGCUCUAUUACUAUAUUUAGUCCGGUCCACGUAUGGUAUAAAGACUUGGCUGGGGGGACCAAAAAGUAAAGUUGAACACAUCUGUCAUUGGAAGCUGUUGACUUAACAAAGUUACCAAAAUGAGGGCCGUGCUGGAGACAGCAGACAUUGCCAUUGUGGCCCUGUACUUUGUGCUGGUCAUGUGCAUUGGUUUUUUUGCCAUGUGGAAAUCCAAUAGAAGCACCGUGAGUGGAUACUUCCUGGCAGGGCGCUCUAUGACCUGGGUAGCUAUUGGUGCCUCUUUAUUUGUGAGCAAUAUUGGGAGUGAACACUUCAUUGGGCUGGCAGGAUCCGGAGCUGCAAGUGGAUUUGCUGUAGGUGCAUGGGAAUUCAACGCCUUAAUGCUUUUGCAACUUCUGGGAUGGGUUUUCAUACCAGUCUACAUCCGGUCAGGGGUGUACACCAUGCCUGAAUAUUUAUCCAAGCGUUUUGGUGGCCAUAGGAUUCAGGUCUAUUUUGCAGCCUUGUCUUUACUUCUUUAUAUUUUCACCAAGCUUUCAGUUGAUCUGUAUUCAGGUGCCCUCUUUAUCCAGGAGUCUUUGGGUUGGAACCUUUACUUAUCUGUGAUCCUGCUGAUUGGAAUGACUGCUUUGCUGACUGUAACUGGAGGCCUUGUUGCUGUCAUCUAUACAGAUACGCUUCAAGCUUUGCUCAUGAUCGUUGGGGCACUUACACUUAUGGUUAUCAGCAUGAUGGAGGUUGGUGGGUUUGAGGAAGUUAAGAAAAGGUACAUGUUGGCGACACCUAAUGUGACCUCGAUCUUGUUGACUUACAACCUUUCCAACACGAAUUCUUGUAAUGUCCAUCCAAAACCAGAUUCCUUGAAAAUGUUGCGUGAGCCAACAGAUGAAGAUGUUCCUUGGCCUGGAUUCAUUCUUGGGCAGACCCCGGCUUCGGUGUGGUAUUGGUGUGCCGACCAGGUUAUUGUGCAAAGGGUCUUAGCUGCCAAAAAUAUUGCACAUGCCAAAGGCUCCACUCUGAUGGCUGGCUUCUUAAAGCUUCUGCCUAUGUUUAUUAUAGUGGUCCCAGGGAUGAUUUCAAGGAUACUAUUUGCAGAUGAUAUUGCUUGCAUCAACCCAGAGCAUUGUAUGCAAGUCUGUGGCAGCCGAGCUGGAUGCUCCAACAUUGCUUAUCCACGCCUAGUGAUGAAACUGGUACCUGUGGGCCUGCGGGGGCUAAUGAUGGCUGUAAUGAUUGCAGCACUGAUGAGUGAUCUCGACUCAAUAUUUAACAGUGCCAGUACCAUAUUCACCCUUGAUGUGUACAAGCUCAUUCGCAAAACAGCAAGCUCCAGAGAGCUAAUGAUUGUGGGGAGAGUUUUUGUGGCCUUCAUGGUAGUGAUCAGCAUUGCUUGGGUGCCGAUCAUCGUGGAGAUGCAAGGGGGCCAGAUGUACCUUUAUAUUCAAGAAGUGGCUGAUUAUCUGACACCCCCAGUGGCGGCUCUUUUCCUUUUGGCCAUUUUCUGGAAGCGUUGCAAUGAACAAGGGGCAUUUUAUGGUGGAAUGGCUGGCUUUGUUCUAGGAGCUCUUCGCUUGAUCUUGGCAUUUACCUACCGUGCACCGGAGUGUGACCAACCUGAUGAGAGGCCAGCCUUCAUAAAGAAUAUCCAUUAUAUGUAUGUGGCCACAGCUUUGUUUUGGGUCACAGGACUCAUUACUGUGAUAGUCAGCCUUCUCACACCACCUCCUACCAAGGAACAGAUCCAUACUACCACUUUCUGGUCUGUAAAAGUCCCAGACAGGAAAGAGAGCAUCCCACGAGAGGACCCAUACAAAAUGCAGGAGAAGAGCAUCCUGAAAUGCAGUGAGAACCUUGAGGGUACCAACCACAUUGUUCCUAAUGGAAAGUCUGAAGAGAACCUGAAGACUGUGCAACCAGAGGAUAUCAACCUCUUGAUGCCAUGCAGAGAAGAGAGCAACCCAGUGUCUUCUCUAAGUCAUUCUGAGGCCGAGACACCAGUAGACUGUUACUCCAAUGGGCAGGCAGCUCUCAUGGGUGAGAGAGAACAAGAGAAGGAGAUUGAGGGUAGACACCAGUACUGGAAAUUCAUAGACUGGUUCUGUGGUUUUAAAAGUAAGAGCCUAAACAAAAGAAGCCUCAGAGAUGUGAUGGAGGAGGAGGCUAUUUGUUUACAAAUGUUGGAAGAGACUCCCAAAGUUAAGUUAACACUAAACAUUGGACUCUUCGCUGUCUGUUCACUUGGAAUCUUCAUGUUUGUUUAUUUUUCUCUGUGAACUUUUAAGGGGAUGGUGAGACACUAGUUUGUGAGGAUACUUUCUUUGGAAAAAAAAUUACCUAUAACUGUUGCAUCUCUCAGGCAUUGUUUGUUCUGAGGUUUUAGCCAAAUUUUACUUAGCAAAAAAAAAAAAGUCAUCUAUUUGCAAGACUUUUUAAUCUACCCAGAGUUAAACAAAAAUAAUACUCUUCAGUUUAAAUGAAGCAAAACUUUUUUUUAGCCUCCUCAGUUGUACAAAUGAAAUUAAAUUUUUCCUUCAAUACCAAAGUAAAGAAAAUGGUUUUAUCUUAAUGUUAUACUAUGAGAGAACCUAGACCAGCUACCAAUGGGACCUUUAAAGCAGAAUAUAUUUAUUUUACAAUACUUUGAACAGAUGUAUAGUAUACGCUGCCAAGUCUGGGUAGGAUUUUUCACACCUCAGAGGACCAGAUGCAUUCAAAUGUAAUUCUCUUGCAUCUUCUAACCCUGUUUCCCCCACCCCCAUUCAAUAUUUCUAAAAAAAAAAAAAAAGAUUCUUACUGCACAAUCAAGUUUUGCUAUAAAACUAUUUAUUGGAGUUCUAUGGUAAGUCCAUUAGAAUGAGUUAGCCAGUUUUAUUGCCAGCAUUUGUACGCCAAGAGUCUUUGUGAAAAGAAAGGAAAACUUUUCCUAUAGGUGUUCUUGCAUCAGCUGCUAUAACAGGAUUUUGAGAACAAUUUCAUGUUCUAGUUUCUUUUCCUCUUUCUUUCCAUACAAAAUACUGGGCACUUGCAAAUUGUUACCAUGCCUUUCCCUUAAGGGAAAAUGGGUGAGAGAAUGUGAAUGGUACAGUUUGGGCACUAUUACUGAGACAACUCAGAACCUAAGUCCUACUAACAAGUUGGUUGACUGUCAUCUCUGAAGAGGAUGGAAAACAUUCCUGUGAGGACAUGGUGUGAGGAGAACCCUCUUCUUAUAUUGGAGAUACUCCACUUGGAGGAGCUGGCUUGACGUGGCCUGGCUUCUGUCUAGCUUCAGUAACUGAGAUCAGAGUUCCAUGUCCUACUCCCAUUAGUAGGGAAAUCACAAGCUGGCUACCUUGGUUGAGGGUGGCAUAAAAGCACACAAAGAAAAUCCAUAAUUACUUUCUCUUACUGAAUCCUGUAUAACUAUAUAGAUCUUCAGUCACCACAUCUUUACAAAAAUAAAAAAAAAAGAAGUAGAACACUUCUAUUCCCUUUGGAUUUUUAUCAAAACCAUUUAACUUAAAUGUUACCAACUUCUUACAACUUCUGGCUUUCAGUCGACCAUGAACCAUUAACUUAAAAGAUUUUUGUCUCUAGACUAAUCUUACUAUGUUGGACUACUACUAAUUGAUCCAACCAUGAUUAAUUUUAAAAUUUAUCUGGUAGCAAAAUGUCUUCUCAUCCCCAUAGGGACUUUGUAGAGGAUGUCUGUGGCUUAUAAUAAUUCCUUGUAUUAAUAGCAUGUCUUUAUGGAGUGCCUUGUGAACAUUAUUGAAUUCAUUCUACAUGUUUAUACUCUUAGGAUAAAUAAGAAGGGGUCAGCCUUAUUUAUCCAAGAUACCAAGUUGGCCAGGUCUCCAACUUGUGUUUUGCCCAUUAAGAUAUACUUUUCUAAAGACGAAAUUCUCCGUGUCUGUUGAAAGGUAUGAUUAAAAAGUUAGGAGUUUUUUGAUAACUUUUAAGAAAUGUUGUAAUGUAAAGAUUUGUCCUAAUUUAAUUUUCUUUGGUAGCUUAUUGUAUUGCAGUGUGAAUUAUCUGUAUGCUGACUUGCAUGAUAUUGGUGUCAUUUUACCCCACUGAU